UCCCAGAAGUAAGAGAGACACAAAAAAGCCGCCGCAGCCCGGGGCGGGGGAUCGGAACCGGACCCGAACCGGACCGGCUCCCCCGCGACACCCGCCGGUCCCUGAGCCGGGCCGGGAGCCCCGAGAGCCGAAGCGGGCCAGGGACGAGCCGGGCGGAACCGGAGCAGCCAGGACCGGGCUCCCGAGAGCGGCCCGAGCCCCCCGGCCGGCGAGAGCACCGGACCGGGCCGGCCGAGGCGGCGGCCCCGAGCUGGGAGCGGGAGCAGAGCCGCCGAACCGGGCCGGGGCCGCACGGAGCGGCCGGAGACCCCGCUCCUCCAGGCCGCGGGGACAGACCCCGCUGGGACCGGACACCGAACCGGGCCAGGAUCCAGGGACCGGACGGAGAGACCCAAGUGGGCCGCGCUACCGAACCGGGCCCGGACCCCGGGGAGCGGCGGGGGGACCCCGCUGGACGCGGGGCCCGAGAUCCCGGCGAGCGGACCUGACCCGGGGACCCCCCCCCGCCUCGCAGGGGAAGCGGAGCCCGGCCCGGCUGGAGGAGAUGGAGCCCUGAGAGCCGCCGGCACCGCGGGGCCUAGGGGGACACCGGCAGCCGCUGCUCGGGGGGGACAUGGGCCCCGCUCUGCGCCCCCAGGAGGAGAGGGAGCCGCGGGCGCGGGGGGGCUGUGAGCCGCACCCCGGCACCCCCAGAUAAGGGACCCCGACGUCCGGAGGGGGCACCCCGAGAGUGACCGGUUGCGGGGCACCCCCUAUUAUCCCAUAAGGGGGCUGUGUAGGCUUCUCCAUAGGUCAGGGUGUGUAUAGGUACCCCCCCCCCAUAAUCCAUAGGAUUACCCACCCUGGUGGUUUGGGAGUGGAGCCCUGUCACCCCAGGGAAGGUAAACAGAGGAACAGAUACCCUGGUAGGGCCCAGUUAACAAAGGCGUCUCUUAGGCUCAAAUCAGGAUCUCCGCAUAACCACCCUUUCCCCGGCAUUUAAAGGUUUGGACCCUCUGAGGAUUUACCACGUUUGAAUAUUUUUUCUCUUCCUUUUGGGAAAUUUUUGCCCCUGGGAGAACUCGUGUGUGUUGUUGGAUUAUUAUUUUUUUUUUAAGAGUCCCUUUGAUCUGGAUAUUCUGAUUGACUGAGCGAAGGUGUUUUUGAACUGAAUUUGCCUUCUGUGCACGUCUCUUCUGGAGCAAGGCUGGAUCUCAAACACUGCUUUAUGUGUGGGGGGCAACAUAUGUGGGGAGAUCCCUGCGAGAAUAGUAAAAUGCAAAUUGGAUAAAAAGACGACUCCUUGCCCAGGGCUCCAAUGAGUGGCACACAGUCCACAAUCACGGACAGGUUUCCUCUCAAAAAACCUACAAGGCAUGGCAGCAUUCUGAGCAGAGAGACUCCAGCUGACAAGAAACAGAAGGUUGAACGCUGCAGUAGUGCACACGACUUUGAUCCGACAGAUAGCUCCUCCAAGAAGACAAAGUCUAGCUCGGAGGAGAGUAGAUCCGAGACGUAUGGUCUCGUUCAGCGCUGCGUUAUCAUCCAGCGGGAUGAAAAUGGAUUUGGGCUGACAGUUAGUGGAGACAAUCCAGUCUUUGUGCAGUCAGUCAAAGAAGAUGGAGCAGCCAUGCGGGCUGGAGUGCAGACAGGUGAUCGAAUCAUCAAGGUGAAUGGGACUCUUGUAACAAACUCAAACCAUGGGGAUGUGGUGAAGCUGAUCAAGUCGGGUUCCUAUGUAGCUCUCACUGUGCAGGGGCGCCCACCAGGGUCGUCCCAGAUUCCAUUAGCUGAUUCUGAAGUGGAUCCAGCAGCAUUUGGGCAUAUGUCUCCCAUCAUGACAUCUCCCCAUUCGCCUGGCACAUCUGGAAAUGCAGAGAGGAUUACUAGCCCGGUGCUGAUGGGGGAGGAGAACAAUAUUGUUCACAACCAGAAAGUGGAGAUUCUGAGAAAGAUGCUGCAGAAAGAGCAGGAGCGGCUGCAGUCCUUGCAAGAAGAUUACAGCCGAGCACCCACCCCGCGCCUGCUUAAGGAGAUACAGGAAACUAAGAAGCACAUCCCUCAGCUGCAAGAGCAGCUGUCCAAAGCCACCGGCUCUACUCAGGAUGGAGUUUUGUCCUCCAGAUCUGUGACGGAGUCACUGCAGAUCAGUGAAGUAGAGGCUGAGAGUGGGGAUGGGCUGAGCAAAAUAGACUACAGCAGUGGUGACGGCUCCCGGCCGAACAGUGACAUUGCUGAUAGUCCCCGGAGUGGCCUGAAGGAACGGAUUUCCCUGGAGGAGAGUCCAGAGAAGAGUGAGAUUCAAGAUACUGAUUCUCAAUCCAGUAUUGGGAGUCCCUCCUCCCGCAUGGCACCUCAGAUCAUCGGAGCAGAGGAUGACGACUUUGACACUGAACAGGAGCAGAUUAAUGGGCAAUGCAGCUGUUUCCAGAACAUCGAGCUGCUGAAAUCUCGCCCAGCUCACCUGGCUGUGUUCCUGCAUCAUGUGGUGUCCCAGUUUGACCCAGCAACGCUGCUCUGCUAUCUUUACACGGACUUGUACAAACAGACCAACUCCAAAGAGACUCGUCGUGUCUUCCUUGAGUUUAACCAGUUCUUCCUGGACCGAGCUGCGAAUCUGAAGGUUCCAGUUCCAGAUGAAAUAUCUAUAGAUCUAGAAAAAAGAAGGCCAGAACUCAUUCCAGAGGAAUUGCACCGCCAUUAUAUCCAAACUAUGCAAGAUAAAGUCUAUCCAGAUGUCCAGAGGCAUCUGGAAGAUUUCAGACAGAAGCGUAGCAUGGGAUUGACGCUGGCCGAAAAUGAACUGACCAAGCUGGAUGCAGAACGUGUCCGUGACCGGAUCACGUUGGAGAGAGAGCGAGCGUGUGCGGAGCAGAUAAUUAUCAAAAUCGAGGAGGUGUUGAUGACUUCUCAGCCUCUGGAAGAGGACAAGAGUUCAACCAUGCAGUAUGUGAUUCUCACCUACAUGAAAUAUUUGGGUGUGAAAGUCAAGGAGCCCCGGAGCCUGGAGCAGAAGCGUGGACGUAUUGGUUUCCUGCCAAAGAUAAAGCAAAGUAUAAAGAAAGAGAAAGAAGGGGAGGAAAAAGUGAAGAGGAGAGGCUUCCCCAGUAUCCUGGGACCACCACGGAGACCGAGUCGCCAUGACAGCAGUGCAAUUGGCAGGGCCAUGGAAAUUCAGAAGCAGCGCCAUCCAAAGCACUUAUCCACGGCCUCUUCAGUUAGUCCAGAGCCGCCAGACUCUGUCAAGAUGCGCCAGAGUGGGUCCUCCAGCGAUGGUACAGACACGACAUGCCCUCCUGCCAAUCCUAUGUCUCCUUUAGCUAUGGGACCCUUUACCUCCCCGGAGGGAAGCAAGGACAGCGAGACAGGCCCCAAGCUGUCUGGAGAUGCUCCACCUCCUAGUGACUCUAUGGAUGGCGCACCCCGCACACCUAACACCAUCUUUGAUUUCCCAUCCCCUCCGCUGGACCAGCUGCAAGAGGAGGAGGGAGAACUUGAUAGAUUAGCCGACUUGGGAACACCAAAACCUUUCCGAAAGAUGGACAGUGUGGGCUUUGGGGAGAUUCAGAGUGAGGAUGAGCUGUUUGAUUUUGACACUGAGACUGAUCCUCCCAACUGGCAGCAGCUGGUGAGCCAAGAGGUGCUGCUGGGGCUGAAACCCCACGAAAUCAAACGCCAGGAAGUGAUUAAUGAGCUGUUCUACACUGAGCGAGCUCACGUCCGCACGCUGAAGGUGCUGCAUCAGGUCUUCUACCAGCGUGUACUCCGUGAAGGCAUCCUGACCCCCUCUGACCUGCGCAAAAUCUUUUCAAACCUGGAGGAUAUCCUUCUGCUCCACACUGGUUUGAAUGAUCAGAUGAAAGCUGUCCGUAAACGGAAUGAGACCUCUGUUAUUGAUCAGAUUGGGGAAGACUUGCUAACCUGGUUCAGUGGAGCAGGUGAGGAGAACCUGAAACACGCAACUGCCACCUUUUGUAGUAACCAGCCUUUUGCUCUAGAGGUGAUCAAAUCACGGCAGAAGAAAGACUCUCGCUUCCAAACCUUUGUGCAGGAUGCUGAGAGCAAUCCACUGUGUCGCCGGUUGCAGCUGAAAGAUAUCAUUCCCACUGAGAUGCAGAGGCUGACUAAGUACCCCCUUCUGCUGGAUAAUAUCGCUAAGUACUCAGAACGGCCUGAGGAGAAGGAGAAAGUGAAGAAAGCAGCGGAUCACUGCCGUCAGAUCCUUAACUAUGUGAACCAGGCGGUCAAAGAAUCCGAGAAUAAGCAGCGUUUGGAAGAUUAUCAGCGUCGCCUUGACCUGUCCUACUUGAAGCAGUCAGAGUACCCUAUGCUGGAUGAGAUCAGGAAUUUGGAUUUAACCAAGAAGAAGAUGAUUCACGAAGGACCUCUGACCUGGAAAGUUAAUCGGGACAAGACUAUUGAUCUCUACACGCUACUCUUGGAGGAUAUUCUAGUGCUGUUGCAAAAGCAAGAUGAUAAACUGGUGCUGAGGUGUCACAGUAAGAUCCUGGCAUCCACUUCUGACAGCAAACACACAUUCAGCCCUGUUAUCAAGCUGAACACUGUGUUGGUUCGCCAGGUGGCGACAGAUAACAAAGCUUUCUUCGUCAUCUCCAUGUCAGAAAACGGUGCUCAGAUUUAUGAAUUGGUGGCACAGACUGUUUCUGAAAAGACUGUAUGGCAGGACCUGAUAGCUCGGAUGGCAGGGACAGUAAAAGUCGAGGCAUCUAAAAGGCCGAUUCCAUUACCACAAUCAGGACCUGGCGACGAGGAGCGUGAGGAAGAAGAGCAGCAGAAACUGAAAGAAGAACAGCGUGAUAUCCCUGCCAGCGGUAUGCAGAGUCCAGAUAAAGAUUUGGGACUUGAGUCUCCCUUGAUGCUGAAGACUCAGUCUCCUUCAGCAAUCAUGGCUGAGAAGUCCGAGGUAGAAGAUCUUCUUAGGACUGAAACACAUUUUGAGAAAGAUCAACGGGCAGAAGAAUCUUCUGCGCGUUACGGACCACCACUCCCUUUCCAGAUCUCAGAAGAGCGGUGGGCAUUGGAUGCAUUAAGAAACUUGGGCUUGCUGAAGCAGUUGUUGGUGCAGCAGCUGGGCAUGUCUGAGAAGGGGACCCUUGAAGACUGGCGAUGUUUUCCCAGGUAUAGGACCGUUUCCCGGGGGGCCCAGGCAGAGAGUGGUAUCCAGCAUGGACUACAGCAUUCUGACGACAAGAUGCAGCAGCCUGGAACAGACCAGAUGCCUCCCGGAACAGGAACUAGUGAAUCUGCAGCUUGUUAUGGCCUCCGGACUUCAACCGAGUUUCCAGCUCCACAGGAUGCUGUGCAGCUGGGGUCUAGAGACGCCAGGUUUAGUAACAAUUUAGUAAUGGACCAUGUGAACAUGAACCUGGAGACCCCUACCCCGGAGCUGGAAGGGGUGGGUGCUGAUAACAGUGGAGAGCAUUUCUUUGAUGCUCGUGACGCCCACAGCGAUGAGAAUCCAUUGGAAGGUGAAGUAAUGGAGAGGAAGGAGGAUGAGGAGGUGCACUUACGGAUCUCAGGAAAUUAUUUGAUCCUUGAUGGAUAUGGAACUGUGCAGGAGAGCUCUACAGAUGAGGACGUGUCCUCUCUAGUUCUACAGUGCACUGCCGGCCUCUCCUCUUUGGACUCAGCACACCAGCAGCCGAUUUCCCCACGAGAUGCCCAGUCAGAUGAAGGGAGCUCCCCCUUUGCUGAGGAAUUUAUGGCCUCACGCUGGGGGCCAGUGGACGAAUUGUGCUCCGAUGCACCGAGCCCCCACCUCUCCGUAGAGUCGCGUAUCCAAAUGAUGCAGUACAUUCAGAAGAUAGAGGCUGACCUUGAACACUUAAAGGAAGUUGAGGAAAAUUACACCACUCUCCUUCGCCAAAGGCUGGCUGGCUCAGCCCCCACAGAUGAGCAUUCAGACAAAAGUUAGUCACAUUUUCUGGAAGUGGCUGAAAAUUGGAUGAGAGCAUCAGCGCCUACUAGCUUCCAUGCGGACUCUGAGAUGAGAGCGUUCUGUCUGUGGACCAUCCAAGUGCUAACCAUGCUCUAGCAGAGUGGGGAUGGGGUGCUUUCCCUGUGGGGCAUCUGCACUAGUUUGUCAGUGAGGGAAUCUCUUCCAUUCUCUCCUCCUCCUCUUGCUACCGGAAAUUUUGUUUUUGAUUCAGAACAACAACAAAAAACCAAACCAAAUGUACAGAGCUUUGGAUGUAGGAUAUAAAAAUGUAUUUAGACAUUUAAAAAAUCAAUGUAUUUAUUUGACUUCAUUCCAUGUAUCAAAAGCACAUUUUAAUUUUUUUUUAUUUGCUUUUGUUUUAAUUGGGUAGUGACAGUUCUAGCCCUUGGAAUCUAGUGCACUCUGGAUCCCGCUGCUCCAGAAGCAAAGUUCAGAUCUGAGAAGGGAGGGGUGUAUUUUGUGUCUUGAUUUCACUGGAUUGGACUCCAUGCUCCCUGCUGGCAACCCAACUGCCACACACAGAGUUAUUUGCAAAGGUGUUCUUAUGACCUUUGGUGGGAAUAGGCUACAUUCAACAGCCUGUGAACUGGCUCCAUUUGGAGCGAUUGCCUGUUCUGUGUAGCUCAUGUGCAAUGAGAAUUCUCCAUGCACUAAAUAGCCAGGCACUUGAAAUUAGCAAACCAUUUUUCCCCUUGACGGUCCCCUUCAUUGACUUGGGGUCUCUGACAGGGAGAGGAGAAAGCUGGGUUUAAUUUUUUUUUCUUGACUUUGUUGGCCGUGAUAAUUGUCUCCUAUUUAAAGCGAUCAACAAUGUUUGGAGCUCCAGCACUUGUGUAACCGUUCACCGGAUCAAGCAGGAAAAAAUGCAAACCCAGAAAGGUGGGGCAGGUGGGGGGGGAGGGUCUCACUAAAUCACUACUGAAUGAACGUUGGCUGCCAUUUGAGUUAGCCACAGGUACUGCUGAUUAUAGGGCCAGUAAAUGUUAGUACCUGGAGGUAUGUCUUGCUGAG
This is a messenger RNA of Terrapene triunguis (Three-toed box turtle), 6949 nucleotides long. It is a transcript of the gene ARHGEF12, whose product is annotated as Rho guanine nucleotide exchange factor 12. The record is from RefSeq and is a predicted model, not a curated record. Gene Ontology annotation, molecular function: guanyl-nucleotide exchange factor activity; GTPase activator activity; G protein-coupled receptor binding. Gene Ontology annotation, cellular component: cytoplasm. The transcript is spliced from 41 exons. Gene Ontology annotation, biological process: G protein-coupled receptor signaling pathway; Rho protein signal transduction. NCBI's taxonomy places the organism in Eukaryota, Metazoa, Chordata, Testudines, Emydidae. The coding region runs from base 1298 to 5914 and encodes 1538 amino acids.